AUGGCCUUUCAACGGCUGGGAGACGCUGGCCUCUCGGAAUUAGGGCUCUCCAAUCAAUCUCUCGCUUAUGGAGUCCAUGGAAUGUCUGCCCCAUCUAAUUUCUUGUAUUACUCCUCAAUUCCCUCAUUCUUCAUGCUUUCGCUCUUUUUUCCUCAUCGUCUUCCUCUCCCUCCAUUGCAGUCGUCGCUGGCCUUCUUUCUUCUCCUCUAGACGUUGUUCCCCUUCUUCCUGUAAUUGUUUCUCUUGUAGUCCAUAAUCAUCAUCGCCGUCAUCAUCCUAUGGACAUUAUUACCUCCUCUCUUCUGUUUCUUCGUCGUCGUCGUCGUCGUCGCCAAUAUCAUCUUCUUCUUUCUCCUCUAGUUGUGGAUCCUAUUGUCCAUCUCUCCUGGAAAAACGUAAAGUUGCACGGGAAAUAUUAACGCGAAAUCAUACCCCAUUGACUUCACCCUCUUCUCGAAACCCAACUAUUCGUAUCAUUUGGUUUGGCGAUGCCAUUUGAUAAAACCUGCCAUCGAAUAAGCGGCAUCACCGCUCCAUCUCUACGGCCCGUUCAGCCGCCUCUCUUGCACCGUUAUCUCCCUCUUCCAGUACUUUCUCAUCGUUUCGUGCCCCUCCAUAGCCUCUUUCUUUUUCGGCAAAAUUCCUAGUUCCACUAACUAAUUAUGCUGUUGUCGUGAUGGAUCAGCGACCAGGAAGGUUCUUCCUACAUUGGGGAGCUCGAGGAGGCUCUCAUGCAAGGAGUUGUUGGCGCAAGAGCUGACGCAGACAGAAAAUGUUGGCCAUCUUUCUUUCUUCCUCCCUCUUUCUCUUUCGUUCUCUCUCUCUCUCUCAAGCUAUGUAUCUUUCUCUAUUCCUACCCCAGUUCCUAUCCCUAUCCCUAUCUAUCUAUCUAUCCAUCCAUCCAUCCAUCCAUUCAUCUAUGCAUCCCUCCCACCGUCUUUCUCUCUCUCUCUCUCAAACGCAGACAUGGUAACAAUGUCAAGGUAGGAGGUUGGCACUUGCUCGCGACUAAUCAUCGGAAGAAUGAGAGUCCAACUGGUGCAAGCGCGCGCAUGGACAUAAGAGACUCUCUCCCCCCUACGUAGCUUUACUUUCCAAAGCCAAACACCCCCCCCCCCGUCCCCUUCAUCUACCUGUACGAGCUUCCCUUUUGGAGCCUAACUGGUACGAGCUUCGCUUUUGGAGCCGGCGGCUGCCUCACAUCAGCUCGUCUCCCUUCUUUCUUGCAGCCCUCCUCCAGGCCAGGCCUCCCCCUACCCUGGAGAUUUUCCCCUCGUGGCCUAUGAGCUUCCAAAGCGCGCCAAGAGUAAGAUUACGAUCGCGAUCACUGAUAUUUCCCCCUUCUUUUUCCUCAUCAAUUAGGGUUUUAUUUAUUUAAUGAGUGCAACAGGGGAACUCGCAGUCGAGUACAGAUUCUGGGUCAGCUCAGAGGAUCACUGUUUCAUCAGCUCCUACGGAUCCAGAGUCUCCAGUGAGUAGGAAGGCUCCCCCCGAGUGGAAACAGCGAGGGAUGGCCGGCUCUGCAGGAAGAACAGUGACAUCUACUGUUGAGAAUCAUCAGCCCAAGCCCCCAAAAAAGGUAAGAUUUAAGUGAGAGUCUAUCCAAUGUGGGUACUGUUCGAUCGUCGUCUUCCUUAAUAACUGCCUAGUUUUGCCUUCAUGGUGCCCUCGCCUCUAGGGCAUCAGAGGGAGGGCAAAGCCAGGAGCCCGGCUGGCCGAGGUUCUCCUCCGGGCUGAGUCCAGGUUUCUCUCUCCUUCCUCCCAUCUCUCACUCUUUUCUCUCUACGAGAGAAGGGCCGGACCCGGGCCUUACUAGAGUCCGGCAUCAUCCCGUCUUUCGGGCGUUUUCUCCGGACCCGUAGGAGACUCAGCCCGGCCCGUUGACGUCCAUGCCGAGAUCUCAAUGACCGGUGGUGGUUGUAUCAGUCUGCGGUGGCAGUGUUUGACCACAAAUUACAGUGACGAGCCAACACAGACUCCAAGAAGGACCGGAUGUCUCUUUUAGACGACUAUUUACCGGAGAUGGCUCUAGGUCAUGGUUCAAGCUCACCCCAUUCUUUACGAGUUUGACCGGAGGGGAGCCAAGAACUGCAGAAACAGUGGAUCGUCAACACAAAUACCAAGAAGGGUGAAAUUUUAUAUUGCUUUAGCGGAUAUUUGACGUCCUUCUGAAUUCUUUUCCUUCUUGGUCCUUCAUGCCCGGCUUUAAUCUACGCCUGUUUCUCGACUCGCUUCCUGAGAUUUGAGUGUUUACGGCUGGCUAUCCGUAUUCUGUCCAUUUGGCCACGUGCUUCUCCCUCUCGUUUGCUGCAGAGCUGAGGUAGGCAUGAGAUAAAAUACAGAUCUUGAGAGAGAGAGAGAGAGAGAGAGAGAGAGAGAGAGAGAGAGAGAGAGAGAGGGAGUCAGUAACCCACUCGUUGUUUUUGAUCUUGCAGAGAAAAGAUGUAGAAAAAGAUGGGAGGCCACUGGAUCCUAAGGUCAUACUCGAACCUUCGUUUGAUCUCUCUCCCUCUCCCUCUCUCUUGGAGUCGAUGCAUGCACGUGGUAUGCAAACACAUGUACCACGCGCGAGCUGCUCAGCAUCUGAUUACACUCGAUGAUAUCUAUCUUCAUACCUCAUCUGUUUUCCACAGACGUUGAGGCGGUUGGCACAGAACCGAGAGGCGGCGAGGAAGAGCCGUCUGAGGAAGAAGGUGUCCCCACAUCUCUCAACCUUCUCAGUCACUCUCCCUCUCCCUCUCUCUCUCUCUCUGUAUAGAUAUACAUACAUAUAUAUAUAUAUAUAUAUCAUUCUAUGUAUCUAUCUAGUAAUCUCUGUCGCCAUCUGUCUGCGCAUGUGACCGACGGCGUGUCGUUUAAAGGCUUACGUCCAACAGCUGGAGACUAGUAGAGUGAAGCUUGCUCAGUUGGAGCAAGAUCUUCAGAGAGCACGCUCGCAGGUUCAGCCCACGUCGAUCCUUCACUCAGAGAUUUUCUGCGGACUAAUAUGUUCAGAAUCUGAUUUCAAUACCUCUUGGUGGAUCGGCGGCCAGGGUUCUUUCUUCGGAGGAGGAGGUGCAGGUGGGAAUGUCUUCAGCUCCGGUAGGAACUUCAUAAACCCUAAUGAUCAUAUGAAAUCCAGUGGUUGUUGUUGUCUUGACGCGUAUUUCUCAGGUGCGGCAAUAUUCGAUGUGGAGUACGCCCGGUGGCUGGAGGACGACGACCGGUACAUGGCGGAGCUCCGGCGAUGCCUGCAGGCUCGGUUGCCGGACGGCGACCUUCGAGUGGUCGUCGACGAGUGCCUGAACCACCACGACGAGAUCUUCCGGCUGAAGGACGUCGCCAUGAAAUCGGACGUCUUCCAUCUCAUCAGCGGCGCUUGGGCGACGCCGGCGGAGCGGUGCUUCAUGUGGGUCGGCGGCUUCCGGCCAUCAGAAAUCCUCAAGGUCUCACUCUACGCGUGAAACAAGAACUUGUGCUGGUCUCCAAGCGUGAAGAAGACUUGUAGGCUGUAACCUGAUCUCAUGGAUGUGGUGAGAGCAGAUAUUGACUCCUAAGCUGGACCCGUUGACGGAGCAGCAGCUGGUGGGAAUAGGAAGCCUGCAGCAGUCUUCCCAGCAGACCGAGGAGGUGCUUUCUCAGGGCCUUGACCAGCUCCAGCGCUCUAUGGCGGAAGCGGUGGCCGGGGAGCUCCUGUGCGACGGUUUAAACGUCGGCAACCACGUGAACCAGAUGGCCGCAGCCCUAGGAAAAGUCUUCGACCUCGAAGGAUUCCUCCGACAGGUGCUCUCUGUCUUUCUCAAUCUCUCCAUAUAUAUAUAUCACCGUCUGUUCCUCUUUCUUUCUUAAUCUCUCCUCUCUCUCUCUCUCUCUACGUAAUCAUCUAUCCGUCUACUAACCUACCCCUCUCCCUCCCUCUCUCUCUCUCUCUCUCUCGAUCCGUAUCUGCCUGCCUACCCAACAACCCUACAUCUCUCUCUCUCACACACACACACUCAAUCUUUCCGCAUCCCUACCUACCUAUCUAUGCCAACUCUCUUUUCUCUCUCCGCAUCAUAUACCUAUCUACUCAUUUAGCUACCCUCCUCUAUCUCAUCCUUGCUCAUCAUAUACCUGUCCGUCCACCUAUAAGCCUAUUUUCCUCCCUCCCUCUCUCUCUCUCUCUCUCUCUCUUUCUCUCUCUCUCUCGCUGUGUAUCUCCUAGUUUCCUUGCAUGUCCCUUUCUAGCUAUCUGCCGUCUGUGGGGAGGAUUAUUUCUUGCGGAUAAACGGUUGCAUUCAGCCGAGAGCCAUAACCACCUUGUCCUACAUGGAUAAGAUAAAACACACAUUCAUGUCAUCAUAUCCGCUUCAAAGCCUCCUGAAAUUCUCAGACCUUCCUCAUCCAUUAUUGAUGAUACUUGCCUCUCUCUCUCUCUCUCUCUCUCUCUCUCUCUCUAUCUCUCUCUAUCUCUCUCUAUCUAUCUAUCUAUCUAUCUAUCUAUCUAUCUGUCCACAUACAUGUUCCCAUAUCCAUCUCUCUAUCUAUCUAUGAUAGAUGCGCGUCGAGGGGUGGGUGCAACGGCGUUGAGCCAGCGUUUCAGAACCAUCCCCCGCACAAAUUCUCAAAACUACUCCCCGAUCCGGGCAUUCCUUCGUCCAGAGGGCAGUUUUCUCUCUCAUCUCCUCUCCUCUCCUCCCACCUUCCCCUCCAUCGCCGCAGAUCCUAUCCAAGGGCCACGGUUGACCCACUCUCAGAGCCAAUGACUUGGCUCACUGCCCACCGGUGGUCCCGUCCCAUCUGGCCGGACCACCAUCUCUUCCAACAGUACUCUCCAUGCGAUCAGAGUAAUCUUCCCUACGAACCAAGCGUGCACGCAUAGAACACGUAUAGAAGAAAGCAUACAUAGCUGCUUCAUGCUGCAUUAAUGACGAUCUUGAGCUUGUCUUCAGGCCGAUAACCUGAGGCAGGAAACCCUACACCAGAUGCGGAGGAUUCUGACCAUCCGGCAGGGCGCGAGAUGCUUCCUCGCCAUCGGAGAGUACCACAGCAGGCUUCGCUCUCUCAGCUCCCUCUGGGCCUCCUCCCGCCCCGAAGAGUGAGUCGUCUGUUCCUCCCUCUGACCUCACGUAUUUUCCCGCAUUAUCCACCGCCGGCAUCUCACAGAUGCCAUUUUUAGAUUAUAUCUGCGAUUAUUUUGAUGCAUGAGAAUCUAUGAUUUUAGCCCAUUUUAGGGUUUGAUCGGUGGGUAUGUGUUCUUCACCGGUAGGGCCUCGCUCGGAGAUGACGGCGCUCGCCACACUUCCGCCACCGACAUGCAGGUUGUUCAUCAGCACCCACAGGGCCAUUUCUCGCCCUUUUGA
Messenger RNA from Spirodela intermedia, 5321 nucleotides. NCBI's taxonomy places the organism in Eukaryota, Viridiplantae, Streptophyta, Magnoliopsida, Alismatales, Araceae. The record is from the annotation of a GenBank genome assembly.